AAAAAGUUUCUGCUCUAUCUCAAGAAGACGCAUUACAGUCCUGCAAUAAAGCAAAAACAAAAGUUAUCCCAUUUACAGUGGAAUAUAAUCCGUCAUUGCCAAACAUAGGAGCCGCAAUAAACAAGUAUUGGGACUUACUUAACCUGUCACAGAAAGAAGAAGUGAAAAGUGUGCAUGAAACUUAUAAGCCAAUACUGGCGUUUAAAAGGCCUAAUAAUAUAGGAAACUUCAUUACACGUGCUCAGUUUACGAACAGUUUGAACAGUUCACGUGCGUCCAGUGCCUGUGGAAGAACACGUUGCUCCCAUUGUAAAUCCAUACACGUUGGAGAAAAAUUUAAAAGUACAGUAACAGGCGAGCAAUUUAAUUUACAGAAGAAUAUGAAUUGUGCAUCUAAAGAUGUAAUAUACCUCAUUACAUGUAAACAGUGUAAGAAACAGUACGUUGGACAAACCAUGCAACCGGUGUCAAAAAGAAUGAACAGUCAUCGAUUUGACAUAAGAAACUUUUCUAACCCUGAAUUUUCAACUUUGGUCGCAUCACAUUUUAAUGAAGAUCACCACAGCGCAAAUGACUUUUCCUUUAUGCCAAUUGAUGUUGUUAAUAACAACAUAGAUCGUCUAUGUAAAGAAACUUACUAUAUACAUAGACUUAAAACAUUACACCCUAAUGGUAUGAAUAACAAAGUUCUUUUUAACAUAAAAGACUAGCUCUUCAAUUUAAUUAAGCUUACUUUUGUUUUUUCCUAUUAGUAUUUUUAUAUAUAAUUUUAUAGGAAAUUGUGUAUUCUUGAAUCCGAAAGUUAAGCUUAAUUUAAUUAACGUUCAUUUUAUUGACGUACAUUUUCCCGCAUUUUAAUGUACGUUAAGUCAAUGACGUAACAUCCGCUUUCUGUUAUUAUUUGUAUUAUCCUGAUGAAGGCGUAAGCCGAAACGUUGAUAAAAAAGGAAAGAAAAAUAUGUGUUUUUGUUGGAUUUAUCAUACUAUAUUGUGACAUAAAAUGACAUGAUUUAUAAAGCGGAAUGAUGUGGUCCACAGACUUAACGAGACAUAUCUGGCCUUAAGGGAAAAAUGGUUAGCGAGCAGACGUCAAUGCUCAUCGAUGACAGCCGACCGUCUGCUUUUAUAGCAAAGCAGAAGACGUUCAUCCUAAAUGCGCCAGGCGAAUUAAAUGGGCGGAUAACUUUAACUCACAAGGUUGCUAGUGCCUCAUUUACGACGAUAAACGCUAGCGCUCUGGUGCACCCGGAGGACGCUUUGGGGAUGUUCACCUACCACACGGUGCUAAUCGACGCCCCAGAAGAUGACCUCUACAUCAAUAUGCGGCCUGCCGCCGGCAUACAGUCCAUCACGGCGUAUCUGGCAUGGCUUCUGCAGUCGGUUUAACUAUAACUCUAAGAAGGUCCUCUCUGCCCCAACUGGUCGGCGAAGUUCACUCCGAAAGAACGUCAGAGUAGCGCUAGAGUUUGCAAGUUGUGUCUGGGACUGGAACUCUCAGGUACGCGAAGGUUGCAGUGUGCGCUGUCCGGAACACGAAGGAUGCAGUGUGCGCUGUCCGGUACACAAAGGUUGCAGUGUGCGCUGACCGGUACACGUAGGUUGCAGUAUGUGCUGACCGGUACACGUAGGCUGCCGUGUGCGCUGUCUGGUAAACGUAGGCUACAGUGUGCGCUGUCCGGAACACGUAGGCUGCAGUGUGCGCUGUCCGGUACACGAAGUUGCAGUGUGCGCUGUCCUGUCCACGUAGGUUGCAGUGGGCGCUGUCCGGUACACGUAGGUUGCAGUGUGCGCUGUCUGGUACACGUAGGUUGCAGUGGGCGCUGAUCGGUCAACGCAAUCAGACCGGUGCUAGGACACGUCGCUCCACUGACGCCACGAACAUAAAACGAACGACAUUCGACAUGUCCGUCGUGGCCGUUGGUUGCAUAUUUUGGGACGAUGAGGUUAUUUUAACGUGGAGCGGAAGGGAGCGGGAUAUAUGUUAUGUUCUUUCACGUACACUCAGCAUAUUAUUGUAAAACACAAAGUAAGGGAUACAUUACAAAAUAAAGACUACAUGAACGCAUGAUAUACAUAUCCUUAGAUAUGUUCACUGAACAUUUGUUGCAGGAGUCACAUUCAUUCAAUUAACAUUUUAAGGAAUUCCAUCAUCCAAAUUGUAUGUUUAACGGAUACUUUGUAUAGUUCUGUUAAGGAUCAAAUAAACGUAUGCCUUUAAUAUGGGUGAGUAUCAAUUAGUAUCUACAUGAAUACGUUAAUUCUCACUCGGAGCGAUUACUUCAUCGAAAUGGGUUACCUUGAAUGCAAAUGUAAAGCCAUGAAGAAGAUGACGUUUUCUCACUCCUUCCACGUGCCCACCAACAGGAUCGACAUCAGUUCUGUGUUCUUGAAGUUCUCUCCCCUAAACCAGGCCGCCGUCAUGGCAACGCUCAUCCUGAUCCUGCUCAUUUACGCCCUUAUCAUCAUCUGAGCCCGGCGCCAGAACAGACUGAAUGUGCUGAAGUGGGGCGUGACGCCGUUAGCCGACAACUUCUCUUUGGACAACUACUUUUACAUCCUCAAGGUGAUCACUGGGAUCCGCCCAGGGGCCGACACGAGAUCUCGCGUGGGUUUCGUUAUCUCCGGCGAGGAUAUGGACACAGGGGUCCGGGAACUCUCCGAUGGUGUCAGAAAGGAAUUUGCUAGCGGCAGCGUCUUGAACUUCCUGUUGUCGACGACGGUAUGCCUUGGAGACCUGGAGUACAUCCGGAUCUGGCCCGACAACUCGGGCGGCGGCAAGCACUCCGGCUGGUAUCUGAGUCGCAUAAAGGUGCAGGACCUGCAGAGAAACGAAACAUUCAUAUUCCAGGCGGAGCGCUGGAUGGCGCUCGAGAAGGACGACGGCUUGCUUCAGUGUGUACUUCCGUUGCGUAAGACGGAGAGCAUUAACCAGUUCAACACACGAUUCAUCAGGAACGCCAAGGAGAUGCUUGCCGAGAGUCACAUGUGGGUGUCUAUCGCAUACCGGCCACAGACCAGCAACUACAGGCGCUGUCAGCGGGUUUCCUGCGCCCUGGCAUUCAUCAUGCUAAGCCUGAUUUCCAACGCCAUGUUCUUCCGGGCUGAGGGCAAGGACGAAGACAUCGAGGACGGCGCGGACAUCCAAGUUGGGCCUUUCCGAUUUUCGUUGAAACAGGUAUACACCUCUUUCUUCUCGGCGCUGAUUGUUAUGCCGCCCACUAUCCUCCUCAUCUACCUCUUCAAACUCUCCAAACCCAAGCCCGCAGACCUGAACACGACAUUGUUCAAGCCCAGUGAGAGGUCGACCAAGAUCCGGGUCCCGAUGGUCCACGACUGGCUCGAAAAACAUCACCAGCGUAGCGUUCAGCUUGAAAAGUGUCUUGUCCAGAAAGGAUACCCUUCAACGCAGGACCUGAAACUGCCGUACAAGUGCACGUACCUCGCCUGGUUCCUGGUUUUCAUCAUAUGGUUCCUAUGCGCGUUUUUCAUUUGGGGCAAGAAGAAGUCAGAAGAGAGGCUCACCUCCUUCUUCCUCUCCUGCUUUGAGUCCAUAUUCUGUCUUGACCCCGUCAAGUUCGAUGCCCGACUCCAAGGCGAUCAUCGACAAAAGUACCAUCAUGAAGAAGUACUCGAACAGUCUCAGGGGACGGUCUGGCGAUAUGCGAGAUUGUGCUCAUACAAUGUCGUCUGCAGGGGGUAUGCGCACCCUGUUCAUACAAUGUCGUCUGCAUGCGGUAUGCGGCUAGCAGCGCCCCCUCUGGCCAAGGGGCAUCUGAAGAAAGCCAAGCGUCUGCGGCGGAAGGAGCUGCAAAUGAACAGGGCGAUCCGGAACACCAUACUGAACCUCCUCAUGUGCUGGAUAAUCUUCAGUAUCGCCUACAGUAUACGUGACGGACGCUCCUACCUUAUUUACAAAGAAACUAUUGAUGCAUUCAUUGCACCUCCCAAUAGAAAUUACCCACCUCCUCAUCAAACUGAACAUGAAUUACCGAAAUUUACUGAGAUAAAAAAGCACCAGGAUUACUUUGAAUGGCUCAACAAGACGGUGCUGCCCCGGAUGUUCCCGGAAGUUGAUAUCAAUAAUGAAACGCUCGACUGGCGCUUACAGCAGUUCAUUAAAGGAGGGACUAAGUACAGGGUCGGUCCUCCUCGACUGCGACAACUCAGAAUCAAAUCAGAUCGCUGUAAAAACGAGUACAUGGAUGAAACAAAAUGUUUUAAGAACUAUAACGAGCCGGACGAGGAAACACGUGUCUUCUGCAUUGGUUGGAAGGCCGGGCCGUGCGACGACAAGGAGAGCAUCUUCGAUUACUCAUCUGCUGCCUGGAAUUUCACGUCGGCGUUCGAUAUCUGGGGGUCUACCUAUCGCAGGGAGGAACAAUAUAUAUGGUGGAGAAGGAUACAUCGCAAAGUUGGACGUCAAUAUGCUAUGAAAAAAGAUGAGUCGCAGCAUUCGGCUCCGCGGAGUAACAACGCACGGAUCGGAAACAUUAAUAUUGACACCUUAAAGGAGACCCGGAUCGCGAUGCAGUGCGCCCUCACAUCCGACCCCCUAGAUUGUUCGAUGCCGGUUGCCGACAAACGAGCGAUGGUCAGGUUUCGAAAAUGAACACAGCAUCGGCAUUUUGACCGCCAGUGUUAGUAACGUUUUGUUGCGGAGUGCUAUUUUAAAAAAUCACACUGUAUUGCAGUCUGAGAAACUAUUAAAAAACACACUUGUAAUACAUGUUGUAUCUACGCUGUUGUGUAAUAAAUAUUCUAUAAUACGAGUAAUGUCGAUAUAUAUAUUUAAUAGCAUGAACGACAUUUUAUAUAUAUAUAUAUAUAUAUAUAUAUAUAUAUAAUCAGGGACGACACUUUCCUCAAAAACUUGAUAAUGUGUAUGUAUUUCUUAUCUUCAGAUUUUGGUGUUUGUCUGUUUAGUUUUUAAAUAAAAAAGCUUAUAUAAAAUCUUGCAUUUAAACUACGAAUAUACAUGCUUGACUAACGAAUAAAUAUAUAGAAACGUAUUAGCUAACCUUCGCAGAAUGUUUCAGAAUUACAACAAUGGGCAGCUGUAUUAUCAGACUCUUAUCAGUUUUACUCAUAUCAUGUCCCCUGUGUAAAACUACUGUGGGUAUUACAAUCUUACAUUUUGUUCACUGUGGAAAUUUAUCAAUCAUGGAUCAAUUAAUAAAUAACUAAACACGCCUUUCGUAUUUCGCUUCCCCAAAAAUAUCACGUGCGAGUUAAUGAGUACUUAAAACACGCGCCUUGGUUAUAAUUAUUGUGAUAAAUGGAUUUCGGUUAACGAUACUGGCUUUAAAUAUUUAAUGGAUCUAAUUUUGUGCGCAGGAUUCAUUGCAGAUUGGCUGGAUUGCUUGAUUGAAAAUAAGUGCGUCAUUAUAACUCAAUCCUGCUAUUAAAAUCUUAACACGAACAUCGGAUGAUUUCACAUAGUUAAAAGAUUUGUUAAAUUUCGACAUAAAAACAUGUAUGACACCAAAAUGUAAAUGUUUUUGUGUUUGCUUUGCAAAUGAAAAGAAACAUCAUCGCGACUGUUGACACAUGUUUGCAAACUAUGCCAUAUGUUACUUAUAAUAAUAACGUGAUAUUGCUUGUAAUAUAACUGUGCGACCUCUUCAGUUUACUACAUAUGUUAUUUAUAUUUAUGCGCAACUGUGUGAGGUAUUGUAUGUGAAGAAAUAUAAGAUGUUCCUGUAAAUCUAUUCGGAUUCUCUGUCUAGAUGAAACUAUCUACCUCACUGCAAAGUGUAUACUGUUUCACGUAAUAAUCGAGGCAUUUUACGAUAUUGGGACAUUGUCCAUUGAAAGUACUUUUUGUCUGGUUGUAAGAGCUAGCUGACUUAAAAGUUGCGUGGGGUAUCUGCAAUUAGAACAUAUUUUGUUUAAUUUGCAUGCUGUUUACGACAUAUUGAACGACACCCAAAAUAUCGGUAAUAUAAAAAAAUCUAAUUCAGUUAUUUCUUAUAUGUUUUAUUGAAACAUUUAUGGUGAUGCAAUUGUGUCAUUGUGAUAAACGUUUGCAUUGUUUUAAUAUAAAUGUAUGAAUUUGAGGGAAAUAAAUAUGUUGAUCCUUU
Dreissena polymorpha is the source of this 6080-nucleotide messenger RNA. RefSeq names its product polycystin family receptor for egg jelly-like. Gene Ontology annotation, cellular component: membrane. The record is from RefSeq and is a predicted model, not a curated record. Gene Ontology annotation, molecular function: protein binding; calcium channel activity. The transcript has 17 exons. Gene Ontology annotation, biological process: detection of mechanical stimulus. Bases 2633 to 4609 code for a protein of 658 amino acids. NCBI's taxonomy places the organism in Eukaryota, Metazoa, Mollusca, Bivalvia, Myida, Dreissenidae.